Molecule: messenger RNA, 522 nt
Organism: Rubroshorea leprosula
Lineage: Eukaryota; Viridiplantae; Streptophyta; Magnoliopsida; Malvales; Dipterocarpaceae
Source: the annotation of a GenBank genome assembly
GUGGGUUCUUGGGGAGAAUCUGCAAACCUCCACUUCAUGCCAGAAUGCAUCUGCUAUAUAUACAACCAUAUGGCGAUGGAAUUAAACAAAAUUCUGGAUAAUCGCAUCGACGAUUACACGGGGAUGCCAUUUGUGCCCUCAAGUUCUGGGGAUUGUGGUUUCUUGAAGAACAUAAUGAUGCUGUUUUACGAAACGAUAAGGAAGGAAGUGGAGGAUAGUCAAAACAGAACUGCGUCGCAUUUUGCUUGGAGGAACUACGAUGACAUUAAUGAGUAUUUCUUGAGCAAAAGGUGUUUCAAGAGUCUGAAGUGGCCAAUCGACAUGCGAAGCAACUUUCUCUAUACAGCUAACAAGAACAAUAGAGUGGGAAAGAUGGGGUUUGUGGACUAGAGGUCGUUUUGGAAUGUGUUUCGGAGCUUUGACAGGCUAUGGGUUUUGUUGAUUUUGUUUUUGCAGGAAUGAUAAUUGUUGCUUGGGAGGAGACGUAGUCUAGAUGGAAAGCACUAAAGAGAAGAGAGGUGC